AUGGCAAGCGCCUCAGGAUACAAUCAUCAGCGAUUCGCCCGCACAGUCCUCAAGAAAGCCCGGAAAUGGGAGGCGAGCUUGACUGUCCAGCUCCACCCUUCUUAUUGGAAGUUUGCCGAGUCUCCCCACAACUUCCAAUAUGAAGGCCCUAUGCGCCCCUUCCUCCUCGCCCUCCGAUCUCAAGUCAUCCCGUCCGCCCUCAUCCCCUUCCUUUAUGACAUCAAUCCACCCGUUGCUUUUGUGGAUGGAUGCCUCGUCGUCGAGGUCCAGGACUUUAGGCGGAUACCGGAUGUGCGCAGCAGGGUGGUCAUGCGCCCGGCUGCGGAGAGUCUUGCGCAGACUAUAGAGCAUAUGUUGGAGAGGAGAGGCGAGACCUGGGAGGAAGGGCUGGCGCUAGAGCUGGAGUCGAGCAUUAUCGCCGCAACAUCGCCCCCACUUUACCUCGGGACAUCUCUUCUCGCUACUCGCAAUGCCGUCCUCUCCAUGGCUCUCACUUCACCCGCGACUCCCGGUCUCUCGGCCGAUGGGCACCUCCGUUGUCCUAAGACCGCCUCAGAACCCGCGUCAUCCACUUCGGACCGGAUGCGCAAGCUUCUUCGUGCUGGCGGAGGUGUCGGCGCAGGUCAUAUGGGAGGUACCGGCUUCCAGCCCAAUUGGAGCAUUCUGCGACUCAAAGAACGGAUGGCGGAUAUCGAGCGGAUCAGGCUGGCGGAGAAGGAGGCGAGGGAAGCUGGGCUUUGGCAUCCCGGCCCACCUUUACCCGGGGGAAUUGGCGGUAUUGGGGACAUGCAGCCACAACAGGGACCCAGUGGGGCAGGGAUGCCAGCAGAAGAGCAGGCACCGCCACCUCCCCCGCCAAAGAAGAAGAAAAAGAAGCGGGCGGCAGACGAUGGAGACAAGGAUACGGCGGCAGCAUCGGCACCAUCUGCCAAGAAGAAGAAGGGCAAGGCAAACGAAUCGCCGGACAAGCCGAUGGGGGCGGUGAAGCCGAAGGUGGAGGAAGGGGAGGAGGUAAAGCCGCCUCCCAAGAAGAAGCCAAAGAAGAAGGCGGUCAAGACGGAGACUUAG
This is a messenger RNA of Dioszegia hungarica, 1068 nucleotides long. Its product is annotated as Spt20 family-domain-containing protein. The coding region runs from base 1 to 1068 and encodes 355 amino acids. The record is from RefSeq and is a predicted model, not a curated record. NCBI's taxonomy places the organism in Eukaryota, Fungi, Basidiomycota, Tremellomycetes, Tremellales, Bulleribasidiaceae. The transcript is spliced from 3 exons. Gene Ontology annotation, molecular function: transcription coregulator activity. Gene Ontology annotation, cellular component: SAGA complex. Gene Ontology annotation, biological process: regulation of transcription by RNA polymerase II.